AUGACGCCAGCCUACACAUUCACAGACUACUGGUCUCAAGGACAGACAAUCACAUACAUUAUCGUGGACAUCACAAUGCCGCCUGGAGGAAGCAUGUCCCUGUUCAACCUUUAUGUCGCUCUCUCUUGUAGUUUGGAGGAUCAACGCUUGCAAGAGCAGAAUACAAGACCCAAAACAUGGUGGGAACAGAUGAAAAACGGAGUUGCUCAGACACUGCAAUGCCUGUCAUCAUAA
Molecule: messenger RNA, 234 nt
Organism: Laetiporus sulphureus 93-53
Lineage: Eukaryota; Fungi; Basidiomycota; Agaricomycetes; Polyporales; Laetiporaceae
Exons: 2
Coding region: 1-234 (77 amino acids)
Source: RefSeq, a predicted model, not a curated record